This is a messenger RNA of Candida albicans SC5314, 1467 nucleotides long. RefSeq names its product Spl1p (gene SPL1). Gene Ontology annotation, biological process: [2Fe-2S] cluster assembly. The record is from RefSeq and is a predicted model, not a curated record. Gene Ontology annotation, molecular function: pyridoxal phosphate binding; cysteine desulfurase activity. The transcript has a single exon. NCBI's taxonomy places the organism in Eukaryota, Fungi, Ascomycota, Pichiomycetes, Serinales, Debaryomycetaceae. The coding region runs from base 1 to 1467 and encodes 488 amino acids. Gene Ontology annotation, cellular component: cytosol; mitochondrion; nucleus.
AUGUAUAAAUCAAUUUUCAAAACGACUGGCAGGUUGGGGAAAACAGUUUCUAGUCGUAACUUUGUUACUACAUUACCUAAACCAUUGGCCACCAGCUCAUCGCCAGCAACAAAUGCCCCAAAUAAAACAUCAAACCCCAAAACAGGGGAAUUACAUGUAUCAACUCCAGUAGACACAGCAAAGAUUUCCAUCGAGCCACCUGAAGGAUCGAGCAUAUCAUUAAAAUCUGCUUCUCGUGAUGCAUCAUUGUUUGGAACCCGUCCGAUUUAUUUGGAUGUUCAAGCCACAACUCCUGUAGAUCCAAGAGUUUUAGAUAAGAUGCUUGAAUUCUACACUGGAUUAUAUGGUAACCCACAUUCUUCAACCCAUGCAUAUGGAUGGGAAACCGACAAGGAAGUUGAAAAGGCAAGAACCUAUAUUGCUGAUGUGAUAAACGCUGAUCCAAAGGAGAUCAUAUUCACCAGUGGUGCCACAGAAACUAAUAACAUGGCAAUUAAAGGUGUGCCACGUUUCUACAAAAAGACAAAGAAACAUAUCAUCACGACUCAAACUGAACACAAAUGUGUUUUAGAUAGUGCCAGACAUAUGCAAGAUGAAGGGUUUGAAGUUACAUAUUUACCUGUUAGUUCAGAAGGGUUAAUCAACUUGGAUGAUUUGAAGAAAGCAAUUAGAAAGGAUACUGUGUUAGUUUCUAUUAUGGCCGUCAAUAAUGAAAUUGGUGUCAUCCAACCUUUGAAAGAAAUUGGUAAAAUAUGUCGUGAAAAUAAAGUGUUUUUCCACACUGAUGCUGCUCAGGCGUAUGGUAAGAUUCCUAUUGAUGUUAACGAGAUGAAUAUUGACUUGUUGUCUAUUUCUUCCCAUAAAAUCUAUGGUCCAAAAGGUAUUGGUGCCUGUUAUGUUAGAAGAAGACCAAGAGUGAGAUUGGAUCCAAUCAUUACUGGUGGUGGUCAAGAAAGAGGUUUGCGUUCAGGUACUUUAGCUCCUCCAUUAGUUGCUGGGUUUGGUGAAGCAGCAAGAUUAAUGAAGCAAGAAUCGCUGUUUGACAAAAGACACAUUGAGAAAUUAUCCUCUAAGUUGAAAAAUGGAUUGUUGUCAAUUCCAUCUACCCAAUUCAACGGUUGUAACGACGCCAAAUCUCAAUACCCUGGUUGCGUGAAUGUAUCUUUUGCUUACAUUGAAGGUGAAUCGUUGUUAAUGGCCUUGAAAGAUAUUGCUUUGAGUUCUGGGUCAGCAUGUACUUCGGCAUCUUUGGAACCAUCAUAUGUUUUGCAUGCAUUGGGAGCUGAUGAUGCCUUAGCUCAUUCUUCAAUUAGAUUUGGUAUUGGUAGAUUUACAACUGAAGCCGAAGUCGACUAUGUCAUUCAAGCAAUUAAUGAAAGAGUUGACUUUUUAAGAAAAAUGUCCCCGUUAUGGGAAAUGGUUCAAGAAGGUAUUGAUUUGAAUACAAUUGAAUGGAGUGGUCAUUAG